ACAUGAUCACAUUAGCAGAUGAUAACCUUGAUGUUCUCAAAGUGAUCUUCAUUUUAAGUGCCAGAUAAUUUCUUAUAUACUGCGACAACUGUUUUCUAGAGCCACCAAAAAUAAUGGCUGGCAUUGAGAGUUUCGGUAAUGUUAUUUCAAAUAUAGAAGAUCUGGAGAAAGGAGCAGGAAAAGGCUUUGGUGCACAAGUAGCCACCAGUCUUCUACAAGAAAGAGCCAACGAUGUCCGAGCCAACAGAGUCAACUGGCAGUCGUACCUACAAGGCCAGAUGAUCUCCCCGGAGGUGUAUAACUUCAUCUCUAAGUUUGACAUGGCGAAAUUGGAGGUCCGGACGGCCAUGCUGCAGGAAAACCCACAACAGUUUGCGGCGACAUUCUACAGCCUGAUCAACCAGAUUGCCAAGGACCAAACACUGGAGUACAUUCUCACCAUGCUGGACGAUGCCCUGCAGGAGGAUAAGGCUCGUGUCGACUUUUUCAAGGAGUACGCCAAGAAGAAGAAGGAGUCUGUAUGGAACCCCUUCUUCCACCUCCUGGACAGAGAGGACAAGUUCAUCGUCUACCAGUCCAGUCGAAUUAUUGGUAAGAUUGCCUGCUGGAGCAAGGAGCCCAUGGACAAGAGGAAUCUGCAGUUCUACCUCAACUGGAUCAAGGAUCAACUCAAGUCACCUAGCAACGAGUACCUCCAGACAGCUGCCCGAUGUCUGCAGAUGAUGCUGAGGAUUGACAUGUACCGUUGGGCCUUCGUGGACGUUGAGGGGAUCUCCGCGAUCGUGUCUGUUUUGGCCGGCAGCAAAGUCGGCUUCCAGAUUCAGUACCAGCUGACCUUCUGCCUGUGGUGUCUGACCUUCAACAGCAUGCUGGCAGAACGCAUGACGAGAUACAACAUCAUCCCCAUCCUGUCUGACAUCCUCAGUGAGUCGGUCAAGGAGAAGGUCACCAGGAUCAUCCUAGCCACAUUCAGGAAUCUGUUAGAGAAGCCAGAGGACCGUGAGAUUGUGCAGGACCACGCCCUGUCCAUGGUGCAGUGUAAGGUGCUCAAGCAGCUGGAGCUGCUGGACGGACGCAAGUUUGACGACCAGGACAUCGUCGACGACCUCGCCUACCUCAAUGAGAAGCUGCAGCGCUCUAUUGCCGACCUCAGCUCAUUUGAUGAGUAUUCUACUGAAGUGAAAUCCGGACGACUGGAGUGGAGCCCAGUCCACAAAUCUGACAGGUUCUGGCGGGAGAAUGCCAUCAGACUCAAUGAGAAGAGUUACGAACUGCUCAAGAUACUUGUUCGUCUGCUGGAGACCAGUAAAGACCCUCUCAUCCUGUCUGUAGCGGCACAUGACAUCGGGGAGUACGUCCGGUACUACCCUAGAGGCAAGAAUGUGAUCGAGCAGCUGGGGGCCAAGCAUAUCGUCAUGCAGUAUCUCAGCCACGAGGACCCCAAUGUCCGAUAUGAAGCGCUCAUUGCUGUACAGAAGCUUAUGGUCCACAACUGGGAAUACUUGGGCAAGCAGUUGGAGGCUCCAAAGACGGACACACCAGUAUUGUCAGCAGCUAAAGCAUAGAUGAUAACAUCGACAACAUCAUCACAACAUCGCCUGUAGAUCAGUCUCGGUAUUCACCUGGUGCAGUAGAAGAUGAAAACUAAAUAUUUAAUCUAUGAAGCAAUGAACCUGAUAUUAUGCACAGCUGCUGUAGAUGGUGGCACAUGCUGGUCUAUAGUCGGGGUCUGUGUACAGCUACAGUAGCAUUUGACUAGACAUGGCACUCAGAUGGCAGGAACUCAUUUUGUUCUUUGGACUAUCAGUACAAGAAUUUAUCAACGAUUCCAAACAAUGCCUCAGGCAGGCUAUUUGGGAAAAAAACCGUAACUUUAUUCAGAACUAGGAUUUUCUUAAAGUCCAUAUUUUCUUGAAUUCAGGGGUGUCUUUAUAUUUCAUUCUAAGCAGAAAAUGUAAAACUAACCAUUAUAGCUUCUUCUUGUUAUUGGUCUUUUAGUUUGCAAGUCACCUCUGUAGAUCCAUAACUUCAGUUAAAAAAAUAAUAACAUGACUGUAUUCUAACUUAGGGAUAUUUGCAGACAUUUGCUUCAGACUUUGCUCCAAAUAUCGGUCUCUGUAGCCUUGAUAAAUCCCUGCAGUGGCUAUGUCGUUAUUUACUUGUAACUAGUGGUUUUGAAGACACUGAAAACCCAGUUGUACAAUGCAUCAGAGUGUCUUUGUGGGAAAGUUAGGACUGUGUACAAAUGGUAUGUUAGUGUCAAGAGAUUGAAUCAAAUGCUUUGUCUUAGUGCUAUAUCAGUCAUAAGUUGACAGUUUCGAGUACAUGUAUAUGUAGACAUAAUACGCAAUAUUGGGGUUGUACAGCAAUGUGUCAUGGGGAUAUAUCUAUCAUGAUAACCUGGAACUAUUAGUCAUGCUCUGGUUGCCACGGUGCCUGGUAGACAUGGUGGAAGUAUGUAGACACUGAGCCCUAGACAGCUGGGUCCUGGACUUCCAGGGAUAUAAGUAGACAAAUAGUAGUACAUGUACAUGAUCAGGUCACUUCGACUGCAAAAUGUUUACUUUUUCUUUUUAUUAACAUUUUGUUUCUUUGAUGAUAAGUUUUCCUAUUGCUUAUCUAGUUAGUUACUGUAUCUAUUCUUUCUGGUGUAUGUCUUGGAAAUCUUUUUAAUGAUUUGGGUUAGGUUAUUUGAAAGGAUUUUAUAAAACUAUAUACAUUUUUCAAGGUAUGUUUUACUAAUUACUGCUAUUCAGAUAUGCUGUGUAGAGGGUACUGAACAUUGCCUACGUCCACCAACUCGUGUACUGCCAUGUCCCCCUGUACACAGGGUAGAUGUACUUGUAGAUAUACCUGUAACAAGGUAGUGGUGUCGUAUGUUUUGUUGAGACUGGGGACUUGUUUGACAUGAAUUCCUUGACAUGUACAUUCCACACAAUGUCAUGUUUUGGCUGUGAACUAUGUUGGUAUAUGUGUGUAUAUAUCGGAUCUGAUUGUCUAGUCAACUCUUCCGGCACUCUGUACGUGUGCAUAUGUAUGUAGGGCCUUGUAUUUUUUAACAGUUGCUUUAAUUUUGGAAUUUCAACUUCCAGAUUAGUACAGCUACUAAUGAAUGAAAAACAAACUCUUGGGUCAAGCCAUCACGGAAGUAUAAAUAUGAAAUGAUACUGAAAGUUUCACCUCAUUAUCAAAAGAAUUGAAUCAAGAAAGGCAAUUAUUAUUUUCUAUUUUCAGUUGUUUUUUUGUCGGUGAGUCAGUCUCUUAAACCAACUAAAAAAAUAAAAGGCCUGGAUGUAACUCUCCUGCCACAAAGCUGGUACCGCCCCUGUUGAGGAAGUACCUAAUCUUGUUUGUCACGUGAUGAAGCAUGCACACAUAAACAGGCAAGGUCAUUAAAAUCAGAUCUUUUACUCCAAUACAAUACCUCUCUACAUAAACAAAUUUCUGGUGUCCCCUGCCGUGAAAAUUGCAAGAAUAUUGCUAAAAGCGGCGUAAAACCAAAAUCACUCACUCACUCUACAUGAACAUCUGAGGACACCUUCAUAGGUUACAUCAGGUUAAAUUUCUAGUCAGUCAAUCGGUGAUGAUGCUUCUAAAUUGUAAAGAAAUUAACACGAAUCAUUUUAGAAAACUGACAUCAGAUUCGCUGAAGAACCUGUACAACCUUCACUAAGAUUGGGUGCUCAAAUUUUGCACAGGGUUCACCCGGCCUGACCUUCUAUGAAGGUGACCUUGGAUCAGAUCAUGACAUGGAGAGGUAACAUCUGGCAGUAAAAGAUCUUCUUUGACAUAGCUUGCAUUAAUGUCAUUCUCAUUUUUAUAUGUUGAUUGAGUUUUGUCUGUUCUAUAUCAUAGCAAACACUUGUUCACCUUGACAUUGUGUUGUGGGACUGUUCCCUCACGCUCAAACAUAUCAGUGUAUCAUCCAAGUAGCCAUCUGGCAGAUUUAUGUAGCAACCAUGAACAAAAUAUCGGCCACUUUGUUUUGUCGGAUCCAUGUGGAGUUGAUACUUGUAAUUACUGUCUUUCUCUGUUAUAUUAUCAUCAAAUGAUCAAGCAAAUAAAUAAUGAUUUUUACUUAUUA
This is a messenger RNA of Haliotis rufescens (red abalone), 4084 nucleotides long. RefSeq names its product V-type proton ATPase subunit H-like. Gene Ontology annotation, molecular function: proton-transporting ATPase activity, rotational mechanism. Gene Ontology annotation, biological process: proton transmembrane transport. The transcript is spliced from 15 exons. Gene Ontology annotation, cellular component: lysosomal membrane; vacuolar proton-transporting V-type ATPase, V1 domain. The record is from RefSeq and is a predicted model, not a curated record. Lineage: Eukaryota; Metazoa; Mollusca; Gastropoda; Lepetellida; Haliotidae. The coding region runs from base 114 to 1565 and encodes 483 amino acids.